This is a messenger RNA of Strigops habroptila (Kakapo), 4894 nucleotides long. RefSeq names its product kelch like family member 11 (gene KLHL11). The transcript has 3 exons. Lineage: Eukaryota; Metazoa; Chordata; Aves; Psittaciformes; Psittacidae. The record is from RefSeq and is a predicted model, not a curated record. Gene Ontology annotation, molecular function: protein binding. The coding region runs from base 23 to 2104 and encodes 693 amino acids.
GGCGCGCAGCGCGCACCCCGCCAUGUCGGACAAGAUGGCGGCGGCCGCGGCCUCCCCUCAGCCGCAGCCGGGCCCCGGGGCGGGAGCGGCACCGGAGAGCGGGGCCCAGCGCGGCGGCGGCGGCGGCGGCGGCGGGGGGGAGGCGGAGGCCGAAGCGGAGGAGUUCGGGUGCCCGGCGCACUGCUCCGACCUGGCGUGGCGGCAGAACGAGCAGCGCCGCCACGGCCUGUACUGCGACAUCACCCUGGCGUUCGGCGGCGGGCGGCCCGGCGCGGCCCGCGAGUACCGGGCGCAUCGCUCCGUGCUGGCCGCCGCCACCGAGUACUUCACCCCGCUGCUUUCCGGCGGCUUCGCGGAGUCGCGCUCGGGCCGUGUGGAGCUGCAGAAGUGGAGCUCGGAAGGCGGCCCCGACCCGGACACGGUGGAGGCCGUCAUCGGGUUCAUGUACACCGGCACCAUCCGCGUCAGCCCCGGGAACGUGCAUGAGGUGCUGGAGAUGGCGGACAGGUUCCUCCUGACCCGGCUGAAGGAGUUCUGUGGGGAAUUCCUGAAGAAGAAGCUGAACCUCUCCAACUGCGUGGCGGUUCACAGCCUGGCACACAUGUACUCCCUGAACCAGCUGGCCCUCAAAGCGCAGGACAUGAUCAGGAGGAACUUCUACAGGGUUAUCCAAGAUGAGGAGUUCUACACUCUGCCCUUCCACCUCAUCAGGGACUGGCUCUCGGACUCGGAGAUCACGGUGGACUCUGAAGAAAUCCUCUUUGAGACUGUUCUGAAGUGGGUUCAGAAAAGCCCCGAGGAAAGAGAGAGGUACUUUGAGGAUCUCUUUAAACUGCUUCGGUUGUCUCAGAUGAAACCCACUUACCUGACUCGCCACGUCAAGUCUGAAAGGCUGGUGUCGAGCAACGAAGCCUGUGUUAAAUUAGUGGCUGAAGCUGUGGAGAGUCAUGCCUUGAGGUCCGAGAACUUGCAGUCUGGUAACUUGCAGCAUUCCACUUGUCCUGUAGGGUUGUUGCCACGUUUUGGGCAGAACAUGGAUGUCAUUAUGGUGAUCGGGGGGGUGUCGGAGGGAGGAGAUUACCUGAGUGAGUGCGUAGGGUAUUUCAUCGACGAAGAUAGGUGGGUAAACUUACCCCACAUCCAUAAUCAUCUGGAUGGGCAUGCUGUUGCUGUGACAGAAUCGUACGUGUAUGUGGCUGGCUCCAUGGAACCAGGGUUUGCCAAGACUGUAGAAAGGUACAAUCCAAACAGGAAUAUUUGGGAGCAAGUCUCCAAUCUAAUAACCAGAAAGCAUUCCUUUGGCCUUACCGAAGUGAAAGGAAACCUGUACAGUAUUGGUGGCCAUGGCAAUUUCAGUCCUGGCUUUAAAGACGUGGCCAUUUACAAUCCUGAGCAAGACAAAUGGCUUAACCUGGAGUCAGCCCCCAAGAUCCUUCGGGAUGUCAAAGCUGUCUCGGUAGAAGACCGUUUCGUGUACGUUGCUGCUCGUACCCCCGUUGACAGCGAUAGUGAGGAUGGGCUGAGGGCAGUCAUUAUCAGGUACGAUGCUGAAACCAGGCAGUGGCAGGAUGUGGAGUCUCUGCCUCUCAUUGAUAACUAUUGCUCUUUUCAGAUGUCUGUUGCUAACACGAACUUCUACCAUACAGCAUCGUGCUGCCCCAAGAGCUACCCUAUAGAUAACGAGGAAGCCAAGAUUAAGAUCUCUGGCAGGGCCUCAGAUGAAAUACUUGAAAGCUUGCCCCCGGAGGUGCUUAGCAUUGAAGGAGCAGCUAUUUGUUAUUACAAAGAUGAUGUUUUUAUCAUCGGGGGGUGGAAAAACAGCGAUGAUAUAGACAAGCAGUACAGGAAGGAGGCCUAUCGCUACUGCGCGGAGAGGAAGCGCUGGAUGCUUUUGCCUCCUAUGCCUCAGCCUCGGUGCAGAGCGACCGCCUGCCACGUGAGGAUUCCCUUCAGGUGCUUGCAGGGCACGCAGAGGUACCCUAUGCCACAAAACCUGAUGUGGCAAAAGGAUAGAAUAAGACAGAUGCAGGAAAGGCAGAUGCAGGAAAUGCACCGGCACUCCCUGAGCUUGCGGCGGGUGCCCCGCUCGCAGAUAGAGUGCUAGUUGUGAUGGAACAGCACUCCUCGUGAGGCUGGGAAGCACUGUCUCUUGUUAGGCUGGAGAUGUCUUUAUAAGACAUGAGGGUGUUGGUUUGAUGCAUAAACCCGGCAUCUUUUAUGCAUUGAGUAUUAAGAAGCUCAGCAAUUGAGGACGGGUGGGAAUUGAGAAGCUAUGUGAAUCCAACAGUAUUACUCCGUGGUGCCCAGGGAGAAGCUGUAGCCUGUAUCGGGCUGUGAAAUGUCCCCGGGAACAUUAAGUCUGUUACUUCUCUCUUGAGAUCUUUGGUUUCAAGGAUUUCGGUGGAGUUAGGCUCUAACGGUUGUAUUUGGCAAAUCAGAGAUCCCUCAUCUUAAUAAUUUCGUGGUUACAUUCGUAUGUGCUGGAAAGCACCUCUUUUAUUUGCACUUAUCUAUUGACAUUCCUUUGGUUCUCUCCUCCUCAGCGGCUAAACUUCACACACAGUUGGUGUUAGUGCACUUUGCUUUCCCGAGCUGGAGGCAAGUGCAAUAGUUAUAUCUAGCUAUCAAAACAAAAGCACAAUCUUUCCUUAUCAGAUUCCUUCAGGAUGUUUCUGUGUGUAUGAAACGUUUUGUAUCUGUAUGUUGUAGAGAGGCUGCAGCGUUUGCUUGUGGAUGGAUGGUUGGUAGAACACAAGACACUUGCUAGAACGGAGAGCUUGAGGCAGUAAAGAAGGUGCUUUGAGUUUGUCUUUGACAGCUUCGUUAGAAACUUGGGUCAACAUCAGCCUCAGAAAAGGAGUGAAAACCAGCAAAGAAGCACCCGUCAGCACUGGCUGGUUACUGCUGUCAGUGGGGAGUAAGAACGGGGUUAUUUCACAGUGACAGACUGAAAAUGGAGCUGGUUAUAGAUCCCUCUUCAGAUGUUGGCACACCCUUUCAUCCUAGUGAAAAGGUGAUGGGAAGAACCCCCGUGAGCCUGUUUCCAGCCUGUCUUUGACAAUCAGAACCCUUUGCCUUCGGUACCCUCUCCCCUGCGCUGCAGGGCUCCAUCACAGCUCCACACUUAGUGUCCUUUUGAAGCGAGAUACUCGCGUGUUCAUGGUGUCUCAGUUGUUCAAUCUUCCCAUCACACUACGUGGGGAAAUUCAGGCUGGUUUCAAUACCUUUUGGCAUGCUGGGGGGGUUUUACAGAAACCAGUGCUUUGGCUGGCUCUGGUUCUCUUCCUCUAAGGAACAGAAAUGGCAGAUUCCCUUCAGAGUGUCACUGCCUCGGUUACUGUCGCGCUGAACUCUCCUCCUCCCUGGUCCCAAGAGCUGCAGGGUGCUUGAGGUUACCGGCAGAUCGAGUGCAUCCUUCCUACCUCCUUUUCCUCCCCAUUUGAAUGUUCCAGGCGGUCACACGCAGCCUAACUCAGGAUCUUUGGGAAGGGAAAGGGAGGAGUAACCAAGGUGUUCCAGAAUUCCUCUAGACAAACCUUGCUGGAGAAUGCGUUUGCUGCCUUUGGUUCUUCCCGUGGUUUGCUGGUGGUUUCGAUGGGGGCAACUUCUUUGCAAAAGAACUUGUAAACAGUUUGGAUUUUUGUUUUGUUUUGUUUUUUUUUUAGUUAUUUAGCUUUCUGAGCUGAUACUUCUCCUUUUCCAAUUCAGCACCAGCCUAGAUCAGAUCUGAAACCCUGGGUGUUCGGAAGAGUUGCGUUAUUGACUCUGUUGUAGCCCACUAACCUGUGAGUCUCACACCACCUUCCCUGUGGCCCCUGGCUGCCGUAGCCUGCUGCCUGUUGAUAAACUGCUCCUAGAAGCAGAAGCCUGGAGGUUCUUUCAGUGUGUCUGUAGUGGCCAGUUACACAUCAGCAAGAUCCUAGUGUGUUUGCAGUAAGUAUUGCAAGGCCAACUUCUGGCUUUACUAAUGUGAAAGAGCACCGGGAGGAGUUCUUCCUCCUCCUCAGGACAAUCAUCUCUCUCCACCUGUACUGACUGUGUGCCACAAAGUGCAUGUCUCAUGUCCUGUCUUUCUGCUCAAAGCAUCAGUGGAGUAGGACGCGUCCUGCCUCACGCUCGGCGGUCACUGUAGUGAUUUCUAGGUGCCACGUGUGUACAUAGUGUUUUAUAACUACCCGAAUACUCUGUUAGUACGCUGGGUUUGUGAUGAAAUGGAGACAUGCCAACUGUUUAGCAUGCAUUAUGAAUAGCUAUGCCAAGCAUCCUGCAGUACUAUUCCGAUAGCAUCUUGCUCCAUCACAGCGUUAGAGAUCAGAACUAUUGGCUCAACUUGUGUGUCAGGGGAUGCAUUGAUCUGUACUGACAAACUGAGUCACAAAGAAUUGCAACUGUGUGGGUCCUGUCUAACACAACCUAGUAACAGUGUGUUGUAACUCUCCAUGGGCUUAAAAAAGCAAGCUUCAAGUGAGUGCUGUAUGGCUUAGAUUUCUUGCCAGCUGUGUCCACGUUAUGGCAGGGCACAAAUCCUGCCUCCAGUUGUCAGUCCUGAAGUGGAAGUCUCAUAAAACAGGUGCUCUUGAGGAUCUAAUCCUGUUACUAAUACGAAUGUGAAGUGUGGAACUAACGAGGUGUUUGAAGACCAUUAAUAGUCAGAUGCUCCUCGUAGGUGCGUGUCACUGUGGAUCACGGCAGCGGUGCUCUCCUGUGUUAAUGUAGACUUCCACGAGUGCCUGGGGAGCAGCACGCCUGUACUGGCUUCCAGUAAGGUAACGUCGUGUGUGUGUGUCUAGGCUUGAAACCAAUCCUACUGUCACCUUCUUUACCUUCAAUACACUGUACUAAAGUCGAUUGUAAUGAGUGAAUUAAUGAAAAUAAACCUUUUAUUUCUCUAGCA